AUGACAAAUUGGAAACUUGUCCAAGAAGAACUUAAGGGUCUCAUCGGCGAUGAUGAUGACAGAGUUAGUGUUCUUGCCAAUACUUCAGCAUUAAUCAACGAACACAUGGCUAAUCUUAACUGGUGUGGAUUUUAUAUGCUAAAUUCAAAGGAUAUUUUAGUUCUUGGUCCAUUCCAAGGUAAGACAGCAUGCACAAGAAUACCAAUAGGUAAAGGAGUUUGUGGCGGCGCAGUUGCACAGGCAAAAAUUUUACGUGUGCCAGAUGUUCAUAAAUUCCCAGGCCAUAUUGCUUGCGAUAGUGCUAGCAAUUCAGAAAUUGUUCUUCCUGUAUAUAUCAAUGGAAAGAUUUGCGGAGUUUUGGAUAUUGAUUCACCUCUUCUUGAUCGUUUCUCAGAGGAAGAUGAAAAGGGCCUCAAAGAAUGUGUUGACAUUCUUGGUUCACAUCUUGAAAAAUUAUAA
Molecule: messenger RNA, 459 nt
Organism: Trichomonas vaginalis G3
Lineage: Eukaryota; Parabasalia; Trichomonadida; Trichomonadidae
Product: GAF domain-containing protein
Exons: 1
Coding region: 1-459 (152 amino acids)
Cellular component (GO): cytosol
Molecular function (GO): protein binding; L-methionine (R)-S-oxide reductase activity
Source: RefSeq, a predicted model, not a curated record